This is a messenger RNA of Amborella trichopoda, 1784 nucleotides long. RefSeq names its product protein PEP-RELATED DEVELOPMENT ARRESTED 1, chloroplastic. The record is from RefSeq and is a predicted model, not a curated record. Gene Ontology annotation, biological process: regulation of DNA-templated transcription. Gene Ontology annotation, cellular component: chloroplast nucleoid. Lineage: Eukaryota; Viridiplantae; Streptophyta; Magnoliopsida; Amborellales; Amborellaceae.
CAGACAAUAUCUAAAAAACAAAAGGAUGGAAAUGGAACCCCAUUUGCAGGAGUCUCUCGCUCCAAGCCCACAGAGCAAACUGCUGCUUGAGUCUGCAGACGUCAUUUCUCAACUCAAAUCUGUCCCAAUAAUAUCUUCUAAAGGGCAAAAAAAAAAUAAAAAAUGAAAGCCCUGUUUUCCUCCUCGUCCCCCAAUUCCCCCCUGAUUACAGUCCCAAAAUGCACCACUUGCUUUCUCCCUCCCCUCUCGUUCAAACCCACCAACCCUGCUUGUCUCAGAGAGAAAAGCAGCAUGCUUUUCUCCAAGUUGGGCCCUCUACAGUGUACAGCUCCUUAUGAGGUUGCGGGAGGUUUUCCUGAUGCGGAUUUGGGUGUAAACAAAGGAGGUAAUAAUGGCGGAAGGGAUAAAAGUAAAGAGGAUUAUGAGGCCUUCCUCAAAGGAGGAGAGCAGGUCGUUUCUGUAAUGCAAGAAAUGCUCAAACUCUUGGAAGAUAUGAACAUGGAUGCGAAAUCAGAGGAAGUUGCGGUAGAAAUAGCUGCCCAAGGGGUGAUAGGGCAGAGGGUGGACCAGAUGGAGGCUGGCUUCUUGCUGGCUCUUGACUACAUGAUUCAGGUUGCUGAAAAAGAUCAGGAUGACCAGCGCAGGUCAAUCUUGGAUGUGAUCAAACAAACAGUUUUGUCCCAUCUGGCUAAGAAAUGCCCGCCUCAUGUUCAAGUAAUUGGUCUUCUUUGCCGGACUCCUAAAAAAGAUAGCAGAUAUGAGUUGCUUCGUCGGGUUGCUGGUGGUGGUGGUGUAUUUAAAGGUGAGAAUGGUGCAAAGGUUCAACUUCCAAAGGCCAAUCUAAAUGAUAUUGCUAACCAGGCUGAUGAUUUACUGGAGACAAUGGAAGCUAGGCCUACAGUACCAGAUCGGAAGCUUCUCGCAAGGCUUGUAUUGAUAAGAGAGGAAGCUAGAAAUAUGAUGGGUGGUGGGAUUCUAGAUGAAAGAAAUGAUCGUGGACUUAGUAUGCUUCCUCAAGCUGAGGUGAACUUCCUAACCAAACUAGUUGCAUUGAAACCGGGGGUUACUGUGAGAAAGAUGCUAAAGGAGGUGCUUGAAGGAAAAAAUGAAGGUGCAGACCACACAAAUGAAGAUACAGAUGGUGACAGCAGUGGGCAACGUAUGUCGAGUGGAAUUUUUCAUGGGGAAAGUAUGACAGGCCGUAAACCACGUCCUGUACGCCCAGGGAUGUUGCUAGAAACUGUUACAAAGGUCCUGGGUGGUAUAUACACGUCAAAUGCACCUGGUAUUACAGCCCAACAUUUGGAAUGGGUUCAUCAACAGACUCUUCAAAUUCUCCAAGAACUUGCUUUCUAGAUUGACAUGAGUUUUACCGUGAUACAAAGCUCUUCCUGGCCCAAUGUUAGUGCAAAAAAUUUGAAUCCUAUUUCCCUACAAGGUCAUAAGCUGUAUACUUUGUCCUGCUGAGCAGCACCGUCUACUGGGAUUGAGAUUCUGCUGGACUGUUGCUGAGGACGCACCAUGAAAGGGAAGAUUUUGCUGGUAUUCAUGAUCUUCUUGUUAAAAGAGCAUGUCUUCCAGGCUGCGAUGCCAUGAGUCAGCUUUGGUUAUGGUUUAUUUAAAAGAUCAAUAUAAUCCAGGACAGUUUUAAUCUCUCUCUAUAUGUAGAUAUAUAUUUGUGGUACUGUCGGCUAAUGUCAAAAUGAAUUCUGCUGGAAUUUAAACUGUUUUUAGUGCAAGUAGACCUGGGGACUUCUUCUAAGAGAAUAAUUACAUUGGCACCA